Melampsora larici-populina 98AG31 is the source of this 1773-nucleotide messenger RNA. RefSeq lists its product as uncharacterized. The transcript has 8 exons. The record is from RefSeq and is a predicted model, not a curated record. The coding region runs from base 1 to 1773 and encodes 590 amino acids. Lineage: Eukaryota; Fungi; Basidiomycota; Pucciniomycetes; Pucciniales; Melampsoraceae.
AUGAGCCUCAAGCUGGUGAUCAUGUUGGAAAUGACAUCCACAAUGGUGAAGGUGAAGGCGCGGCUGACGCGGCUUAGACAUGAGGUGGAAGCUGUUACUUUUUUGUUAUGUAAAGCUAUCUUCCGGCUUGAAAGGAAAGGGGAAGAUGUCCGUAACCGAGUCCAUUGUUGCAUUAAAGGGCAGGUCCCUUUGACUCAAGCCAGUGUUGAAGAGCGUCUGGAUGAAGUCGGUGUACCGAUUGGGUCCAAAACGACUCGUAACGGGCUUUUGGAGCUUCUUGGCAAGCACAUCCAGAGAAAGCGGUUGAGAACAGAUGAAAAUCGACAACGAAUCAAAUCGGCCACUCAAAAAGCUCGCGCAAGGCAAUCCGAGAUUUCCACGCUUGUACCUCCGAACGCUCCUUCCUCCAUACCUACUGUACCCCUGGUCACACCUGCCAGCCCUCCUGCGGAUGAAGUGCAGACACCAACCACCGACUUCUGUAAAUUUAACGAUUCACAAUUGGUGGACCUGCUGCGAACUGUUGGCGUCGACACUGGUCCACUAGAUAGAGCACAAUUGAUUACUCAGUGCCAGGCUUACCAUGAGCUGAUUAUUAUCCCAGCAGACUUUUACACCAAUACGAAUCAUUCGACUACUUUCCAGACUUCCUCGGCAUUCACGUUGGAGAUCCCAUUUGGUGAUUCUCCACCAGUUCAAUCUACUAACAAUUCCCAAACAAAUCUGCCUUCGACUACGCCUCAACAGCCAUCGUUGACUACAGUAGAAAAUUUACAAUCUCUUGAAUACUCCCGCUUGAGCGAUUCAAUCAUUGAAGAAGGCUCGCCCCGGCAAACUUCUUUGGCUCUGCCUCGUGUAACACGUUCACUUCCAAAGGAGAAGGUAACUAAGAAAAAGAAGAAGAAGAACGAUCAGCGCAUUUUGACUGCACCAGAUCUAAGUCAAACGGUCUCAUCUUCAAUUUCCACAUCGGAUGACACGAGUAUUCAGAUUGGUGGAGAUGGUACACGAUCAGAAGAUCUAUCUCACUUAUCAACACGUAGGACGUCUCGGAGUUCCACUGUCAAAACCGCCUUGGGUUCAACAUCGUCGCCAGCUUUACGAGCGCCCUCAUCCAACUCAUCGCCAAAGGGUUCCAAAUCAAAACCUUCUUCGCAAGCAAGUACAUCUAAAGGUUCUCGCGUGUCCGCGAUUGUCCGACUUGAAGCAUCAGCACCUCUUUCUUUGCAUCCUACGACUUCACAGAAAGGGAAAGGUGUGGACAGGGGAGAGGUCACUUGUCUGACGUUGGAUACUCAACCAAAAGGUUUGCAAGAUCACACAAGCUCUAUGUCUCAUUCCUACGGUCCAAGUCUCUCUGAAUCGACGUCACAAACCCCGGUUCCAAACUUUCCAAGCUUAGAGCAUGGGCGUCUGGCCUACCCUCGCCCCAAGCCAACCAUGCUAAAUUCGUCUUCAAACUCGGCAAAACACAAGUCAAACAAACAUCGGUCAUAUGAUUCAGGAAAUGCAAAUCUCAAGAGCGCUUGUGGCCAUCACGAUACACCCUCUUCCACGAAGCGACCUUCCCGCUCGACCCAUAUGCCUGAAAAGCCUUCGAGCCACGCCCAGACUGCUCCUACGACCCACAGCGAUGUUGAUGAAACCACUGGAGCCCAAGAGUGGUCAAUACCUGAGCUGAAGCGCAAGGUAGCAGAGGAUGCAAUACUCAUUCGGCAACUUCGACAUCAAACAAAUGAACUUAGUGAAAGGAGCGCUGUCAAGGACAGUUAG